Molecule: messenger RNA, 984 nt
Organism: Nicotiana tabacum (common tobacco)
Lineage: Eukaryota; Viridiplantae; Streptophyta; Magnoliopsida; Solanales; Solanaceae
Product: large ribosomal subunit protein bL21c
Biological process (GO): translation
Cellular component (GO): ribosome
Molecular function (GO): RNA binding; structural constituent of ribosome
Source: RefSeq, a predicted model, not a curated record
AGAUAGGAUAGGCUUUUCAUAGAUAAAAUUGAGACACACUCACAGAAUACCGAGAAAACCUCUCUUCCUCUCCAACAAUGGCUACCGUUUCACUGUGUUCUUCGCCCUCAACAACAGUACUAUCCAAGAACCAAACUUUUCUCAACACCCUUUCUGUUCCCAAAGCAAUUUCCAAUGUUACAUUUCUAUCUCAUUCACUUUCUGCUCUCAGUCUCCGUUCCUCUAAACCCAAUUCUUUUGUGCCCAAAUUCUCACAAUCUGAAGCUUCAGUUGCUGAAGUUGUAGCUGAAUCAGAAGAGCCUGUAAUUUCCCCAGUUGUGGAAGCCUCCUCCUCCAGCUUGGAACCUAAACGAGAAGAAGUGUUUGCUGUUGUUAUGGUCGGAUCUCGACAAUAUAUCGUCUUUCCUGGGCGGUAUAUCUACACCCAGAGGCUUAAAGGUGCAAAUGUCAAUGACAAGAUUAUCCUAAACAAGGUGUUACUAGUGGGAACGAAAACAAGUACUUGGGUUGGAAAACCAGUAGUGCAAAAUGCAGCAGUCCACGCUGUUGUUGAAGAGCAGUUGAAAGAUAAGAAGGUUGUUGUCUUCAAGUAUAAGAAGAAAAAGAACUACAGAAGGAACAUUGGUCACAGACAGCCGAUUACUCGGAUAAGAAUAAUGGGUAUUACUGGUUAUCAAGACUCACCAGCAGUCACUCUAGCAGACUUGGAAGCUGCCAAGUGAUUUUAGGGCUGAAGAUUACAUUCCAAUUUACUGUUUUCUCAACAUCUGCUAAUAGUGCCUUCCAAGGUGAUUGUAGUUUUGUAUAGACUGGGGAAGCAAUGGCGGAAAUUAAUUUUCAAAGGUGCAUUGAACUUCAUCUUUUGUUGUAAUUCCCAUCCAAUUUCCUUCUUUGCAUGUAUCAUUUCGUUGGGCAGUGUAUUCGAGUUUGCACAUUGAAGAGAUAUUUUUUCUAUUGAGUUCAACCAAUUAUUCUCUGCACUCA